Molecule: messenger RNA, 1526 nt
Organism: Exaiptasia diaphana
Lineage: Eukaryota; Metazoa; Cnidaria; Anthozoa; Actiniaria; Aiptasiidae
Product: demethylrebeccamycin-D-glucose O-methyltransferase
Exons: 2
Coding region: 134-979 (281 amino acids)
Molecular function (GO): S-adenosylmethionine-dependent methyltransferase activity
Source: RefSeq, a predicted model, not a curated record
AUUGCAACUAAGGUURACCAAGUAGAACAGAUGAAAUCAUAGAGUAGAGAGCCGGCCGGAUCUUUUAAACACAAAGCGCUUACUUUUCCCAGAAGAAAUAUACUCGAAAGAUUGAACUGGAACAAUAUAUUCAAUGGCCCUUAAUAAGCACGAAGAAAACGURUCCGAGUUUUAUUCAAAGAUUGUGGACUUCAAACACGAUUACAACGAAGGGUUCUUAACGUUUGGACUAUGGAAAACCAAGUCAGGCGACCCUAUACCACCCCCUCURAGUUACCAGCGCAUAUACGACGAGCUCCUGGAAGGMAGCAYGAUUAAACCAGAUCACAACGUACUAGACGUUGCUUGUGGCCAAGGAGCUGGGAUGCUGAGAAUUCARUCCAAAUAUGGCUGUAAAAUCCAAGGYAUCGAUAUCAGCACUGGUAACGUGGAGCUUGCAAAACGAAGAUUGCGUGACACCGCGAUUGCAAUCACGCAUGGUAGCGCAACGAACAUGCCAUACCGUGACAACUCUUUUGAUUKUAUUGUUUGCGUCGAAGGUGGCCCUCACUUCAAAACCAAAGAAGACUUUUUUGCUGAAGCUUACAGAUUGUUAAAACCAGGUGGGAAGCUGCUAUUGGCUGAUGUGGCAGCAUUAAGGCCUAUGCAUGACUUAAGCUAUCUACAGCAAGCAAUUUUUACUUGUAUCACUAACCUCUGGGUAAUACCUCAUGAAAAUACAGAAUACGGUAUCGAGACCUACAAACAGAAGCUCAAAAACAUUGGUUUUCAAAUAUCUAAAUUUGAAUUUGUUGGCGAAAGAGUGUUCCCGGGYUAUUGCAGUCACAAUCUUACRUUGUCUGUUAUGCGAGCGCAGGCAAAAGUUAGGGGAAAUUUCGUUGGUUUUCUAGCAGGACCACUGAUUGACUCUUUUCUGAAAAUAGGGUAUUCUAAGGGGUUGUAUGAAUAUCUUUUUGUGGCAGCCGAGAAAACGUGCUAAACACUGUCAUUACCAGUUAGUAUUGAAUUCAAGAUUCACGUCUCAAGACUCAUAAACCGAUGAGUAAACUACGCUCCUCUUCAAAAUAUUAACUAGAGGUACAAACAUUAAAUGUGUGCAAAACUUUCCACUAUUUACUACAAAAUAGAGUUAAUUAAACAGUAGAGAACAAUAGAAUUAGCAUAAUUUAGCAGUAUUUAGUGCUCACAUUUAUGCUGCACAGUUUUAGUGUUUGUACUUUACUUCCACUUUGGCUAAUGAACUUAUUCCGCACCUAAACUAUACCAAACUCUUUACCUGAACACAACUUUUCAACUCCCACCGUGUUUAUAUCAGAGGACAGGGACACAAGAGGCCGCUUUAUAAUUCUUUUUAAAAAAUUUUCAGUGUUUUCGAGCAAUUUUUGCCGGUAUGAGCCGUGUCUCUGUCCUCUGUUAUAUACACGGUCGUUAGCCAAUCGGAGCGCGCGUUAUAUAUCAAAAAUUUUAUAAAUGUAUAUAGUUGUAAACGCAAUGAAUUUCGCCUAAUAAAAAUCCUUUCAUUAUUA